CUUUGCGUAUUUGCGCAUUUCCAAAAUCGUUGAAUUUGGAAAUUUGGAAAGUAUUUAUCGAUGGAUUCCGUAGAAAAAACGGCAAAAAGCGAAUCAUCUCCUUCACCGGAGUAGGGUUUCGCUGUCGGCAAUGGCCGCGUUCGCGCAGGAGCAGCUAGACGCGCUGGUCAACGGCAUGUAUCGCGAGGGUUUUCUUGAUGAGCAAUUCCAGCAGAUUCGGGCGCUGGAUGAAGGGGGGAGUCCUGAUUUUCUUGUGGAGUUGCUUGGUUUGUUCUGUGCUGAUACAGAUAGGAUGUUGAACGAAGCGGCCCUUUUAUUAAAUCAACCAAUUGUGGAUUACAAGAAGGUGGAUGCUUAUUUUCACCAGUUGAAAGGGAGCAGUGCAAGUGUUGGUGCCCAUAGUUUCAAAUUAACGUGCAUGCUUGUCCGUGAUUCCUGUGAUAAAAAUGACAAAGAGAGUUGCUUGGAGGCAUUGAACCUGGCCAAACAGAGGUUUUAUGAACUGUCCAAGAGAUUAAAUAUCAUGAUACAGCUGGAACAGGCAGUUUAUGCCCACAAAGCUGGAAAGUAAACUAAGCAAAAGCCCCUGUCUGAAGGAUUUAAUUAACCAGAUUCUCAGCCUUCUCUUUUAUUAUUGGUGAUUGAGGUGGCAAACCAGACAAACUGUACAGGUCCUUUAACAGGUUUUCAUAUGCCCUUAAUGGCAAAAUCCUUCAGGCUUUAAUGGCAGAACUGUUUGGAAACUGUUUUUUUUUUCCCUUUUUGUAUAUGUAUCCUUCCUUUAGAACUAGAAAGUUAAUUUAGACAAGGAAAUUGUUUGUCAUAAUGGCAUCUAAUAUUUCCAAAUCUUAAUAAACUUUGAAAUAUUUGAUAUUGAUACCAUUUAUAUGAGGAUAUUUUGAUAUAA
This is a messenger RNA of Dendrobium catenatum, 907 nucleotides long. RefSeq names its product histidine-containing phosphotransfer protein 2. The record is from RefSeq and is a predicted model, not a curated record. The transcript has 6 exons. Gene Ontology annotation, cellular component: cytoplasm; nucleus. NCBI's taxonomy places the organism in Eukaryota, Viridiplantae, Streptophyta, Magnoliopsida, Asparagales, Orchidaceae. Gene Ontology annotation, molecular function: histidine phosphotransfer kinase activity; protein histidine kinase binding. Bases 131 to 571 code for a protein of 146 amino acids. Gene Ontology annotation, biological process: phosphorylation; cytokinin-activated signaling pathway; phosphorelay signal transduction system.